Molecule: messenger RNA, 3848 nt
Organism: Styela clava
Lineage: Eukaryota; Metazoa; Chordata; Ascidiacea; Stolidobranchia; Styelidae
Source: RefSeq, a predicted model, not a curated record
CAAAAGGAAGAGAUUGAUAGAGCUGCCACAACAAUAUUACUUCAACUUUGUAAUAUUAUUUGAAUGUUGAUAUUGCAGAUAUGUGAUACUCUGGUUAUCUAACUAUUUUCUUGAAGCCUGACUCGCUUCAAGAAUGCUUGCGACGAUGUUAGCUAGAAGAAAAAGUAGAAGAGUACGCGAUAGUUUUUACGACAUGACUAUGACCGAUAUACAAGUAAGAUUUCUUAUUUUUUGUUCGCGACAUCACAAGUAUAUUGAAGCGAAACUUCUUUUAAUACAUUAGGAUACCUCUCUGCGAAAUUCAAAUGAAAGAAAAUUGAACAAAAAAAUAGACUAUAGUUCGGACAAAAUCUCAAUUUACCAGAACAACGAUACUGAAAAAUUUAUUUCAAGUAAUAUUAAGAUGAAAGGCCUAAGGGGUGAAAAUGUUAAGACAAAUGCAUAUGGAGAAAUUGAUUUUGUUAGAGAAAAGACAAUGAUUGCAAAGUAUGUCCGGGCAGCGGAUGAUACAGAUGAGCAAGAUCUUUAUGACCUGUUAAACAAGUAUUGGAAGUUGAAUCCACCAAAUCUUAUAAUAUCAGUAACCGGUGGAGCAAAAAACUUUGCUUUGCGAACUCGCCUGAAGGAAGUCUUUCGGAAAAGUUUAAUAAAAGCGGCUAAAAAGACAGGUGCAUGGAUAACUUCAGGUGGGACGCAUGUUGGAGUAAUGAAGCAUGUUGGAAAAGCUGUAGAAAGCUAUGAAACCAUUAAACAAGACAGAAAAAGGGUCAUUACCAUUGGCAUUGCACCCUGGGGAGCAAUAUUCGGCAAUGAAAAAUUAGUCAAUAUGAACACAGAACAGAACGAUAGCAUGAUUCAGCCUCCAAAGGUAUAUGAUUCAGAUAUGACCAAAUUGAACCAAAAUGAAACCAAACAAUUCACUACUCUUGAUGAUAAUCAUUCACAUUUCAUAUUGGUGGAUAAUGGCAGCACAGGAGAAAGUUCCUAUGGAACAGAAAUUGAAUUGAGGGCCAAACUGGAAGAAAAAAUUAAAAAGGAAAAUUCAAAUGUUCGGAUUGUUUGUGUUGUGGUUCAAGGUGGUCCAGGAACCUUAAAGACAGUUAAAAGCACCAUUGAAAAAGACAUUCCGGUAGUGCUUGUGAGUGGUUCAGGAGGAUGUGCUGAUGUACUAGCAUCUGCCUUGAAAAAGGGUUCAGAUAACUUGGAAGAAGGCUAUGUCAAACAAUUAUUUAAAGAAUUCAAUUAUGACAAUACUAAUUCACAUAUUGAGCUAGUCAAAGACUGCAUUAGUGGAAAGGAAUUGAUUACCGUGUUUGAGUUGGAUCCAAACGAUACAUCAAAGGACUUAGACUUUGCUAUACUAGAUGCUGUUUUACGAAAAAAAGAAAAUGACGUUAACAAAAAUUUAGACCUGGCUGUUGCUUGGAACAGGAGUGAUUAUGCUAAAUCUCAUAUACUUAAUGAUGGUUUUGAAAAAGGGAAAUUUACUGAAAUCUUCAUGGGAUCUGUCUUACUAAAUGAUAAGCAUGAAUUUUGCAAAGUUCUCCUUGAUUAUGGCGUUAAUUUGAAACAUGUUGAAAUUAAAAAGAUUGUUGACUUGUACAAAAAGGAUCUGGAAUCAUCUAGAAAAUUUGGAGUUUCGGGACCACAGUUCAGAAAUUUUAAUAUGUCGGAUGUGGGAAAAAGAAUGGCUGGUUUAUUUGGUACCUCUUAUGCUUCUAUGUACCAGGAGGGAAAUGCAGAACCUGCGGAAAAGUAUUUCGAUCCCUACAUGGAAAUAUUCCGGUGGGCUUUGUUGUUCAAUCACAGAGAAAUUGCUAAAUAUAUCUGGGAAUACAUGCAUGAAUCAAUGGCUGCUGCUGUUAUGGCAACCAAAAUAUUGAAGGCACUAGCUUCUACAGAAUCAAACUAUGAAGUGAAAAAUCAAAUGUUAGCUGAUGCUGACGAAUAUGAAAGACAUGCUGUAAUAAUUUUAGGAAAAUUAUUUGCUGACGAUGAAAGCAAAGCAAUUGAUUUACUCAAGACAAGCUUACCUAGAUGGGGCAGAUUGAACUGCUUACAUGUUGCCUUUGAGGCGAAAGAUAAGGCAUUUAUUUCACAUCCUGCAGUUCAGUUUUACCUUGAUCAAAUCUGGUCUGAAGGAUUAAUGAAAGAGAAAGAAAGCAACCGAGAUGCAUGUUCAACUGAGUUUGGCAAUUCACAAUCUGGUGGCAGUUCAAAUAAUUUAUGCAAACAGAUAGUUGAAUUUCGAAUUACUCCUGUAAGGACAUUUCGGUUAAAUAUUGGGUUUUAUUUGAUAUAUCUCAUAUUAUUUUCCGCUGUAAUAUUGAGCAGUUUUGAUGUAACACCAUCUACACCGGAAAUAGUACUGGAUGUGUGGGCAACAAUAAUGAUGUUUGAUGAGAUACGCGAAGUCAUAGGAAUUGGAGCGGGUAACUUUACUGGCAAAGAUCAGCAUUACUUUAAGGAUCAAUGGAAUUAUGCAGACAUACUGAGUUUUCUACUGUUUUACAUAGCAUUCAUUACAAGAUGGUUUGGAUGCAGUGAUUGUUUGUAUGUAGCACUUACUUUGUAUUGUAUCUCGUUUAUGAUACAAUGUGUACGGAUCAUCCACAUUUUUGCUGUCAACAGUACGCUUGGACCAAAAAUAAUCAUGGUUAAAAAAAUGAUAAAAGAUCUGCUGACUUUCCUGUUUAUACUUGCUGUGUUUUUGUUGGCAUAUGGAGUUGCCAGUCAAGCUCUUCUUUAUCCAAACGAAACAGAUUUUGCUCAGAUAAUUGUCGGAAUAAUUUACAAACCUUAUUGGCAAAUAUAUGGUGAACUAUUCUUGGAUGAAAUUAACUACAAUCCGAAUCUUGGAUCUCUAACUUGCAAUGAUACAGACAACGACCUCCCACGAUGUCCUCAUGAGUCUGUAGUCGUUCCAAUAUUAUCAGCAGUGUACCUGUUUUUUGCAAAUAUUCUUCUUCUCAAUUUGCUCAUCGCUAUGUUUAGUUACACAUUUGAUAAAGUUCAAAGUCAAGGAAAAGAAGUAUGGAUGUUUCAACGAUACAGUCUGAUUGUUGAUUAUUGUAAUCGCCCUCCAUUGCCGCCACCACUUGUCAUUUUUUGUCAUAUAUAUUAUGCAUAUCAAUAUUUGAAAUGUUAUUGUAAGAAACAAGAACGAGAAAAUGGAGCGAACGAAAAAUAUGAGGAACUACGUAAGUGGGAACAUUGGUUUGCUGAAGAAUACAUUGAUGAAACACGUAAAGCAGCUGAUUCAGCAAUAGAUAAAAAGAUAGAAAAAUUAAGUGAAAGAAUUGAAUCAAAUACUCAUAAGCUUGACGACAUUUUGUCAACAAUUUUUAACCUUCAAGAUAUGAUGCAAAAGUCACACAGAAACGCCAAAUGAAGAAGCCGAUUGGGCAAAUUAGAUGCAACGGGACAGUAGCUUGACUAUCUUCAUCUCACAGCAUGUUUCUAUAAAACAUAACAAGCCUCACUUCUAAAAGCUCAAUGUUGAGAGCCUGAAUUUGUACAAGAUUAGCAAUAUACCAGGCCUAUGGCUAAUGAUGUUUAACUUUUAUUUUUUAUUUACAUUGGUGUAUGGAGUGUAUAGAAUUAAUUUCAGAUUUAUAUCCCCAAGUGAAAUGAUUGACUGAUAUUCUUCCUCCUGGGCAAAACAAUGGAAAAUCUUGCAAAUCACAAUUGUCAUAAUCUAUUACCUACCGAUAUAUAUUUCUGCUAGAUAUCACCAGUUUAAUAUACAUAAGCAAUCAAAUUUUAUUAUCAUUAUUGGCAAUGUAGUGAUGCUUCGAUUCAAUUCAAGUCCAUAUUAAAUGGUUUUAAAAAUAAAAUACUAGUGUUUA